AUGUAUAUUUUAUUAAACCGCGUUAUUGAACCUCCUUUCAACACCUUUAUGAUGUUUUGGGAGUAUCUAAAACGGCUAGUACGACUGAAAUCAGAAGCGCAUAUAAAAAGAUGGCAAAAAAAUGACAGAAACCCCAAUGAAGAUACGCACCAGGAAUUUAUUAAAGCUAGCGAAGCCUAUGAGAUUUUGUCAGAUCCAAAAAAGCGCCAUGAGUACGACACUUUUGGUCAUGUUGUCGGUGAAGGCCAUGCACCCCCUCCUGGGUUUCAUCCUCACAGACAAAAAUUCGUUUUUCAGGCUCCCUUUGAAGACCUUUUCCAGGCAUUCUUUUAUUCGGGUCCUGAAACAGAAGCCUUAUCUCAAUACCUUAUCGAGCUAGACUUCAGAAGCUAUCGUCUGAAGCACCUCCCAACUUCAAGAGUUACUCCUAUUUUGUUUUUGGGAUAUUCUGACUUCUGUUUUACUUGUCAACGCAUAAAGCCUUUAUGGGCAAAGAUUGCAGACGAACUUACCCCACUUGGUGUCGCAGUUUCACGGGCGAAUCUAGAGAAAGACCAAGCACUUAGAGAAGAACUAAGGUUGCUGCAUUCUCCAGGCAUCCUAGCCGUUAUCACUUAUUAUUAUAGAAGUGAGUUUUCACAGCGCAAUGUAGUCGAGUUUCUCCGCACCGUACUUCUUGAAUCGAACCCUUCCCAGGCUUCUCUAGCCUUGGGUGCCAGUCUUCUCAGCGCCAACCUGGAUACACCUCUCGUAACCAAGCUUGAAUCUCUAUCCGAAGUUGUUGCAUUUCAGUCUGCCUGGCGGAUAGACAGUCGUCCUCGAGCCCUAUUUAUAACAUCAGAUCAGGAGCCCUCAUUACUUUUUGCUCUGGCAGCUUAUAGAUCCGCUGAUUACGUGGCAUCUGGUUUUAUUAAUUCCCAACUUCAGGAAGCCAGGACAGUGAUGAUGAAUUUCAAUUUGCUGCGUAGUGAAAUAUAA
Protopolystoma xenopodis is the source of this 978-nucleotide messenger RNA. The record is from the annotation of a GenBank genome assembly. Lineage: Eukaryota; Metazoa; Platyhelminthes; Monogenea; Polystomatidea; Polystomatidae.